CGAUGACCACCAAGGUGACCACGAUGACCACCAUGAUGACCACCAAGGUGACCAGCGGUGGUCGUACAGCCGGUGUCCGGACGUGGACGAGUGUCGCCUGGGGCUGGCUCGUUGUCACCCGCGCGCCCGUUGUCACAACACCCCCGGCAGCUUCCAGUGCCGCUGCCAGCGCGGUUACCGCGGCGACGGCGUGGCCGGCUGUGAGCCCACGUGUUUCUCCGACUGCGGCCACGGAUUCUGCUCGGGACCCCCCAACUUCACCUGCGUUUGUCACCUGGGCUGGACCAACCCCAAACCCCAAAAUUCCUCCUCGGGGGGGUCCCAGGAGCCCCCCCAGUGCUCGGUGGAUUGCGGCUGCAACUUCCACAGCUCCUGCGAGCGCGGCGGCCCCGGGCUCUGCGACCGCUGCCAGAACUGGACGGAGGGCCCGCAGUGCCAGCGCUGCCGCCCCGGCAGAGACUGGACGGAGGGCCCGCAACUGGACGGAGGGCCCGCAGUGCCAGCGCUGCCGCCCCGGCAGUUUCGGCCCCGGGGGUCCCGGCGGUUGCCGGCCCUGCUCCUGCCACGGCCACGGCGACCCCGAGCGCGGCUUCUGCCACCGCGGCACCGGCGUUUGCCACUGCCUGCCGCCCACCACAGGUGUGCACUGCGACAG
This is a messenger RNA of Pseudopodoces humilis (Tibetan ground-tit), 655 nucleotides long. Lineage: Eukaryota; Metazoa; Chordata; Aves; Passeriformes; Paridae. The record is from RefSeq and is a predicted model, not a curated record.